Messenger RNA from Metopolophium dirhodum (rose-grain aphid), 6103 nucleotides. RefSeq names its product homeobox protein abdominal-A homolog. The record is from RefSeq and is a predicted model, not a curated record. Gene Ontology annotation, molecular function: DNA-binding transcription factor activity, RNA polymerase II-specific; RNA polymerase II cis-regulatory region sequence-specific DNA binding. Gene Ontology annotation, cellular component: nucleus. Gene Ontology annotation, biological process: anterior/posterior pattern specification; negative regulation of transcription by RNA polymerase II. The transcript has 3 exons. The coding region runs from base 1990 to 3096 and encodes 368 amino acids. Lineage: Eukaryota; Metazoa; Arthropoda; Insecta; Hemiptera; Aphididae.
UCAAUGUACCUAUAAGGUAUACGGUACUAUAAAUACAAGUAAAAUAAUUAUUAAUGUUAUUAUUAUACAUACCUAAUACCUAAACCCUAUAUGCGUAUUGUUAUGCAAAUAACAAAAUAAAAAUAGCCAAUUUGAAUUGAUGCUAUUUAAGCAAUAAUUAUUAAGCUGACAAAAACCAUAUUUACUUAUAUACUAAAUUAUGAAUGUAGGAGUAUUGUGAAAUUAUGUGCUAAUAAUUAAUAUAGCAAUACUUUAUUCUCAUUAAUAAACAGUGCUUUAAAACAUUAAUGUAUUACUAUGCACAUUAUAUUACGUUGUUAUAACCAUAGAAUAAUUGUUUUUGCUCGAACGAGUAGGUAGGUACUUACAAUGUUUAAUUAAUUAUGUAUUUGUAUAAUUCCGUUUUAGUUGUUAAAAUGUUCCCGUCUCGUUAUGAAUUUAUAUCUAUAAUAUAAAGGUUAGCUAUUAUGUACAGCAGCGCAAUAAAUUAUUAUCGUUUUGCACCUAUACAUUAUUAUAAUAUUAAUGUAAAGGACACGCGUGCGGUUAUGCAUACAAGGCGACUCGUUAAAUAUAUAUCCCAAUACCGCGAUCACAUAAUAAUCUAUACCUAUGACAGGUGCGUGUUUAUAAUUUUAUAUCAAUGUAGAAUCCGACGACGAUCAUAAUAUUUACAAUGUUUAUAUUUUAUACAUCGCAGUGAUCACUCGUCUCCGGCGUGUACCUAUUAUAAAAGUCGCGGGCGAUGAAUUCGUGUCGAGUGUAUAAAAUAUAUAGAUUAAUAGGUACGCGAAAAAAAAAUAACAAUAUUACAAACUAAUAUAAAAAUAAGGAUAAAAAAUCCAAAUCAACGUAUAACAAUAACUGUUGGGAAUUAUUUAUUAUAAACUUUAUGUACAAAAUUAUUAAUUAUCAUCAUCAUUCAUCAUAGACUCGCAUGAACGCGGCGAGGAGUUAAAUAAUAAUAUGUAAAAACCCGAUCGGUCGUGUGCCGCAAGAGAGCGCUGUCGGCCGCGGCACACACGAGACCUGCGCGCUCGUCGAUUGGCCGUCGCCGCGGAGGGGACAAGUCUCCGGCCGCGGGGACGGGGGCGACGCCGCCGACCCGCGCGCCGCACCCAACCAAUUCGACGAGCCGGCCACCACGGCCGCCGCCGUCGCUGCGCGUGUGCGCGACGGUUCGCGCGCGCGCCCGUGUAGGUAGUGCCGUGGCGGUGUGGUCGUGUGCGCGCGCGCGCGUGUGUGUGUGUGUGAGAGUGUGUGCGCGCGCGUCCGGAGAGAGGUAACGCGACGACUGCGACGCGGACGACGACUGCGACGAGACGACGACGGUCGACUGGGCCACGCCAAUACCCUCCGCGCGCCGCCCGGGUCAUAAACGAUCUCACAAACAAGUGCUCAACGUUCGGGAAAUUACCCGCGCCGCCAUAUAAUAUUAUAUCGCCAAAGGCCGCCGCCGUCGCCAGUGAUCGCGUCGCCGCCGCCGCCGCGCGGGUUUCUUUUUAUUUUUCCGCCGCUAUUACACACGGUUCGAAGAUAAAAUUAUUUUCUCGAUUAUAACAAUAUUAUCCCGUUCGGUUUUUUUUACUCCGCGUAGAUCCGCGGGCCUAAGAUACACACCAUCCACGCUUUCCCGUGCCGGUAUCGUGCAGUGUCCGUACAGUGUGCGUAUCUCGUCGUCGACGUCGGUAUUUUCGGGUUUUGAAUAUAAAUAAACAAUAUUAUAUUGACAACAGUUUAAUAUUUUGUUUUUCGAACGCCGUGCUUUUGGUGUAACGACGAUACGUAAUUCCGCAUCACGACGGCAUAAUGCGGUGGCGUUGACGGAGUCUUGCACAUAUCCAGAUAGUAUUACAUUAUCUCGACGACCAGGAGAGAGAGGCGUGCAAUAACGACGUGCAAGAUAUCAUUACAUAGUAUACGAACGUGCGGCCAAAUAUCGCACCGCGGUGUAUAAUCCUGUCCCCGGUCGCAACUUACGCGCCCGUCAUGAGUUCAAAGUUCAUCAUCGACAGCAUGCUGCCCAAGUACCACCAGCAGUACCACCACCAGCUCCUGAACCCCGUGAUCACGUCCGGCGGCGGGCUGGACUCGUCGGCCGUCAACUACAGCUUGACGCCCAACAACUCGUCGUCGAGCAGCGCGGGCGGCUCGCCGCCGUCCACGUCGUCGCUGGUCUCGCCGGCCGCUGGCCGCAUGUACCCCGCGUACGCCGUCCACCAUCACCAACAGCAGUUCGGCUCCGGCGCCGGUUCCAUGGCGUUCACGUCUCCCGGCUCGGCCGCCCUGGCCGCCGCCGUCCAAGACGCCGCGGACAAGACGUCGUCGUCGUGCCGGUAUGGCGGUGGUGUCGGCGGCGUGAGCGUCGGCGGCGUGUCCGCGGCCGACACGAUGGUCAACAGCUACGCCGCCCUGCACCAUCACCACAACCAGAACGGCGCCGGUGGCACCGGCGCCGUGUCGUCCAUGGCCGCGGCCGCUCAGUUCUACCACCAAGCGGCCGCCGCGUCCGCCGUGGCCGCUGACCCGCUCAACUCCGCGUGCGCCGGACAGCCCGGAGCCCCCGGACCGCAACCCAUGCCCGACAUACCCCGGUACCCGUGGAUGUCCAUUACAGAUUGGAUGAGUCCGUUCGACAGAGUCGUUUGUGGUCCGAACGGAUGUCCGCGUCGUCGCGGUCGGCAGACGUACACCAGAUUCCAGACUCUGGAGCUGGAAAAGGAGUUCCAUUUCAACCACUACCUGACCCGGAGGCGGAGGAUUGAGAUCGCGCACGCCUUGUGCCUGACCGAGCGCCAGAUCAAGAUUUGGUUCCAGAACAGACGGAUGAAACUCAAGAAGGAGCUGCGGGCCGUCAAGGAGAUCAACGAGCAGGCCCGCCGGGAACGGGACGAGCAGGCUAAAAAGCAGGAUCACACGAAAAUGGACGUGGGAGGCGGCGGUGGCGGGAUGCACCAGCAGCAACAGCAACAGCAACAGCAGCAACAGCAGCAGCAGCAGCAAAUGUCGCACCAUCAGAUGUCGCACGAACAGCACAAGCUGCAGAUGGGCGGCCUGGACAAAGGGUCCGCCGACAUGCUCAAGGCCAAAACGUAAACGGCGCGAUCGAGCGCGCGACAACGUUUCGCACAGUAAUAGAGUAAUGAUAUAAAUGAUAAUAAUAAUGAUUAAUAUUAUAAUAACGUGUCGCAUGAUUAUUAUUGUUAUUGUUUCGACAAUUGUAUAGAAUUUCUCUUUCGAUUCGAAAAAUACGUAAAUAAUUUAUAAAUAUAUAUUAUAAUAUAUAUUUAUCUAUAUACAAACUAUUCUUACAUAAUAUUUAUACAUAUUAUAUAAUAUAUUACAUUCAUAGACUUAAUUUAAAUAAUACCUAAUUAUAAUAUUAAUGACAAAAAAAAAAAAAAACGGAAAAAAAAUUUUACUUAUAAGAAAUAUUUUGACAAAAUAGUACCUAUUUUUCUCAAUACAAGAAACGACGCGAGUUUCACAUUCGUAGGCCUACAUUUCUCUGUCCUUUUUUUUACUCUUAUUUUAAAUUAAUAUAUUCCAGAAAAAACAAACACUGGCGAUUCAAGAGAAUUAAAUAAAUCGCUUUCCUCGAUCGCCGGCGCUCUACGAUUCCACGGUACAAUAAAUGUUAUCACAUCCGUUGUCUUGCGCGGCGAUUGCCCUUCUCUAAGUAUAUUCUUUAAAUUAUAUUGAUAAUAUUAUUAUAAUAAUAAUAAUAUAAUAUGAUGUUUAUUACUUUAUUUUAUUUUAUUUUUUUGUUUUUAUCCUUCGUUUUACGACAAAUUAUUGUUUGACACAUUCUGAUAGUACAUAAUAAUAUAAUUUAUAAUAUUAUAAACGCGUUUCGCGCGCCCGCACAAAAGUAUAAAAAAAAAAUUCCGUACGUAAACAAUAUAUGCAUCAGAAACUCCCGGUAUCCUCAAUCGCAGUUCGGAAUCGCGGGUCGGACGACGGCGAUAAUAUUAUAAUUGUGGCGAUCUGUCGGUGUUGAGGGUUAUACCAUAGUAGAUAUAACUGCAGUGCCCACCCCUAAUCGACAGAUUUGCAUUCCCAUGUACGAACCCCAAACCGGUGCGUGGAGGAAAAUUGUUCAUAUUUUUUGGUUGUACUAUUUGUUCGGUACCUAUAUACACGCGGAUAUCGCUGCACCGGGGCGCCCGCUUUUUAGAUACAUUUUCCCGAGGUAUUUCCAAACGGCGGCCGACGUUGUUCCUAUACUUUGCAAGUAUUAUUAUUAUUAUUAUUAUCAUACUAUAUUAUUAUGUACCUCAUACCUAUAUAAUAUAUAUAUAUAUAUACAUAAUAUUGUUUCGUUUGUAAUGAUACGAUUUUUUUUUUCUUUUAUCCAUUUAUGUUUGUUUGUUAUGUCUGAUUCGGGAGCGUAUGUACCAUAUAAUAAAAUGUGUCUCGGUGUACGACUUUCAUUUUUAUUUUUUCCUGUUCGAUAUCAUUUUUCGUUUCGUUUCGUUUAAGUUUCCGAACGGCGCAGUUACGUUUUCGCCGAUUCCUUCUGGUUCAAGUUUGUAUACGUUAUUGUCACCGACGCGUUUUCGUUCACAUCUAUUACGUUUUUAUUUUAUCAUUUUCCUCUACCCCGUAAGUUGUGAUCGAUAUUUUUUUAUUUUUUUUUUUUUAGUUUUUAAUACAUUUACUACGAUAAUAUCGUUUAGCUCGUUCUUUUUUGUGACCAUAUUCCUAGAUAAAUAUUGUUUCUUUACUUCUAUCAUUAAGCGUAAUAUAUUAUAAUAUAAUUUGUUUGUUUAUAGUUUUCAUCGGUAGGGUUUAUUUAACGAGUUCAUUACAUAAAAGAAAAUAAUACUAAAUACAUCUUGAUGUUUACCGAGUAAAGUAUUUCCUCCCGACACUUAUGUAAAUAUAUAAUAUAUAGAUUAAUGCUUUAUUAAUAUUUAAUUUAUUUUUACAAUCUUUCUUAAGAUUAAUGAUUAAACAUAAUAAUAAACUAUUCAAUUAAUAUCUAUUUAAUUAUUUUUUUUGUAUACCUACUGAAGUUUUUUUUUUUUAUUAUUAUUAUUAUUAUUAUUAUUAUUAUUUUGUUUUGUUUUCAUUUGUAUGAUAUACCACUAUAUAUAUUUUUUUUAUUACGCCUAUAAUAUAAAUCGGUCGUAAUUUCGACAAUCUAAAACAUAUAUUUUAGGCCUAUCCAAAAUUCAAAAUUUGUAAACAGCUUCUAUAGAUAUUAAGACGUUUAUCGCGAACGAUUAGACUAUUAUUUAGAUUGAUUGAAUAAUUUUAAAAAUUAUAUACGUAUUAAAAUAUUGUAAUUUAACAUAAUUUAUAGGUACCUAAUAAGCGUUUAUGCAUAUUAUAUUUUUAAGGCCAUCAGAGACAUACUUUGGAAACGAUUUUUGUUUAUAUCCACAUAUAUACGUAAUUAUAGAUUCAGGGUAGGUUUUUUUAAAAUUGUAUAGACUGUCAAAAGUUUAUCGAAACGACAUAGAAUUCCUAAAAUAAUUUAAUAAAAAUAAUUUUCAGCAAAAAUAUUUUGUUGUCUGAUUAUAUUAUAUGGAAAUAUGAUAUUAAUAUUCUUAUAUCGUCAUUAUUGUUAAAAAUAAUAUAUUUUGUUGUUUUACACCAAUUUAAACCGUAACGCUAAGUGAAAGUUAUAAAACGAAAGACAAAUACGUAAAUAGCAUUAAUGAACAUAAUUAUAUAUAUAAAUAUUAUAAAUUAUAAUAUAAUGUGUGAAAAUUCGAUCUGCUAAGACUAAUAUUUUUUAACUAUAUUUAUUACUUAUAUAUAAUAAUGAUAUACGUUGACUUUUUUUCUCUGUCUAGUGUAUGCAGUUUUUAGCGUAGUGUGUUUACGAUAAUAUAUAUGUAUUAUAUAUAUAUACACGUUUACAUAUGCGUAUAUAUAGCGUAAAUUAUUUUAAUGGAUGUACUUAAUCUGUAAAUACAUAUAUAAGAGUAGUGCAACACUGUAGGCUAUUGUUCAUUUUUUUUUUUUUUUAAUAAUCGAAAUGUUAGUUUUAAACAAUAAUAAUGUUUUGUUUUUCAAGUGUACAAUUUAUUUUUAUUUUUGACAAUUAAAUAAGCUUAAAUUCAGUGCAAUAUAAUACGUAUAUUUCUUGAAA